This is a messenger RNA of Colletotrichum phormii, 1506 nucleotides long. RefSeq lists its product as uncharacterized. Lineage: Eukaryota; Fungi; Ascomycota; Sordariomycetes; Glomerellales; Glomerellaceae. The coding region runs from base 222 to 1364 and encodes 380 amino acids. The transcript has 5 exons. The record is from RefSeq and is a predicted model, not a curated record.
CGGCCUGGCGCCCCUGAUCCAGCAGGUCGGUUCGGGGGGAGGCGAACACAAAAGUCAAAAAGAAGAAGAAAAAAACAAAUGUGAAUGCGUUCUUUUAAUGCCCCCCGUGUGGCCACUUUUUAUAAUGUCCAGCUGCUGUGCCACUGUCGAACUUCUGCGCAAACCAACAAUCGAUCCCGAGACGCAAAUCGACCUCGUCCGGAAGACGAACGACUCGCAAUAUGGCGACUCCGGUGCUCGGCUACACUGAGAUGAUGAUACUCAUCUGGGUCAUGUGGGGAGCCGCCUUUGGGAUGACUGUCUUUCGAGGCAGCUUCCAAUGGAUCCUCCAGCGGCGCCUCUUUGCCGACGACUACUUCAUCAUCGCGGGACUAGUCACUCUGACGGCUUUAACUGCAGUCAUCACCUGCAUGCUGCCGCAUUUCUACCUCGCCGGCGAGUAUACCAAGGCGGCUGCUAAGGACCCUCUGGCGCCGUUGCCUCUUGCGCCCGAGGAGUUCAUUGGCAGGACGAUUGCAUCUCUCAAGUUGAUGUUCUGUCAGAUGCUGCUGUUCUGGACGACACUGUGGGCGGCAAAAUUCUCCAUUCUCUUCUUCGUACGGAGGCUCGUUACCGGACUGCCCAAAUACAUUCGCGCCUGGUGGGUGUGCUUCGGUGCCGUCUUGGUGCUGUACCUAGCUUGCAUGUUUUCGAACUUUUUAACAUGCACACCGUUGACGAAGUACUGGAGUGCGACUGGGUGCAGUGCGCCCGAAGACCUGGUACGAGCAGAUGCUUCUAUCAAGUUCGCGACCAGCGCAGAUAUUGCGGCAGAUAUUUUCAUCAUGAUCCUACCUCUCAACCUCUUACGCAAGCUCAGCACCUCCCCGUCUCACAAAUUCGGACUAGCCAUCCUCUUCUCCCUCGGCGGCAUCAUCGUAGCCUUUGCCAUAGCGCGGCUCGCACAGGUGACAAAAGCCACAGGCGACGCAGCAAAGGACCCAACGACGGUGGCCAACGGGCCGGUGCUCCUGAGCAUGUGGAGCCACAUCGAGUCGUCCGUCAGCGUCAUCGUCGCCACGCUUCCUGCCUUCCGCUUCCUGCUUAGCAAGAACAGGAACGCGACGAGGAAGACGACGGCGAAGUACGUGGGUCCCACGAUAGGGGGCUCCGGUGGCAUGUCGCUGCGGUCGAGGAAGUGGCAGAAGGGCGCGGUACGGCUAGAAGGGGAGAGCGACGGCCGUGGCUCUUCGGCGCAGAACAGCGAGACGGAGCUACGGCCGGUGAGGGGGAUACAGAAAGAUUCCGAGUAUAGGGUUGAGCAGUUACCUACAGACUCGUCUGCUGGGGAGACGAGGCGAAAGACUCAGGAGUUGUUUGCGUGACGAGGUAAUGGGGUGUACUGGAAUGGAACCGGAAAGAUCAACUCAUGCAAUCUGAGGAAAGAACCGAUCCGGGCGAGGGGCAAGAAGAUCUAAUAUUGGCAUGCCCGAAUAAGGUACAUUCGCAAUUCCCCUCUUCGCUUCA